Salvia hispanica is the source of this 1221-nucleotide messenger RNA. NCBI's taxonomy places the organism in Eukaryota, Viridiplantae, Streptophyta, Magnoliopsida, Lamiales, Lamiaceae. The record is from RefSeq and is a predicted model, not a curated record.
CUUAGGUGGUAAAGUGUGCAGAAGGAUAGCCGUUGGAGCCGACGGCAUUUCUGAAGCUGCUGCUUCGUUUACUCCGCCAAACACUCCCUUAUUUUGAUGCAUGCUCUUCUCCACCACCACAACAACCGCUUCCCCCUUCACCUCAUUCGCUUUACUCCUCGCUCCGCCGCAAUGAGUUCCGCAAUCGCGCUAUCCUCGAUUUCUCUCCGAGACCCCAAUUCCUUCAGGAGCUCCGUCUCUCUGAGCUUCAGAAAUGAGACUAGGAGGGUUUCGCGGUCGAAUUUGGGGAAAUAUAGGGUUUUCAUGAGCGUCGCCGUCGGAUCGGAUGCGGCGGUCGUUGAUGACGCACUCUUCAAGGACUACACGCCUUCUACUGCUUUCCUCUUCCCCGGCCAGGGUGCGCAAGCCGUUGGAAUGGGGUUGGAAGCUCAAAAGGUGCCUGCUGCAGCUGAAUUGUACAAGAAAGCUAAUGAUAUUUUAGGAUAUUCACUCUGCUUAGUCCUUACCUUGGUCAUACUCACAAAUUACUUGUUCUCACAGGGAAACUAUGCUGUCUCUGGAGGCCUUAAAGGAAUUGAAGCAGUUGAAGCAAAGGCGAAAGCAUUUAAAGCUCGAAUGACAGUCCGGUUAGCAGUUGCUGGAGCUUUCCACACAGGUUUCAUGGAGCCUGCCGUAUCAAGAUUAGAAGCCGCUUUGGCAUCGACUGUAAUCAGAAAACCCAGAAUACCAGUCAUAUCCAAUGUUGACGCAGAACCACAUGCAGACCCAGAGACGAUCAAGAAAAUACUUACUCGCCAGGUGACUUCUCCUGUCCAAUGGGAGACAACCGUGAAGACAUUGUUGAGCAGAGGCUUGAAAAAAGGCUAUGAAUUAGGACCUGGGAAGGUCAUUGCUGGCAUUGUGAAAAGGAUGGACAGAGGUGCUGACAUUGAGAACAUUGGUGCCUAAUCAUAAUAUCCCAUGCUACUUCUUCAAGACGAUUUUUGCCAAAAUCUCUCUGCGUAUACAAACAAGACUUCGUACAGCAGAUAGGAUCUUGAGACCAACGUCCAACGUUGUGAUUUCAGAGACCCAACCAGAUUUAUCUGUAGUUUCAAAUUUGAAAAUUUAGCUAGAACCUAGAAGCAAUAGAUGGUACUGAUAUUUUGAAAUUCAUGACAGUUAUUUGUGGAUGAUUAACUUUACCCACCCUUUUUCAUUAUUGGCAAUUUUUGGCACCAA